Messenger RNA from Doryrhamphus excisus (bluestripe pipefish), 2114 nucleotides. It is a transcript of the gene smoc2, whose product is annotated as SPARC related modular calcium binding 2. Gene Ontology annotation, molecular function: extracellular matrix binding; heparin binding; calcium ion binding. Gene Ontology annotation, cellular component: basement membrane. Gene Ontology annotation, biological process: extracellular matrix organization. NCBI's taxonomy places the organism in Eukaryota, Metazoa, Chordata, Actinopteri, Syngnathiformes, Syngnathidae. The record is from RefSeq and is a predicted model, not a curated record.
UGGAGAAAACACGUCGUCUUGGAGAGAGGGAGAAGUGGAAGACACGCUGCUGAGGGAGGGAAAACGGUCAGAGACACUGGGGUUUAUCAUACACGCCGAAAUAAGGAGCUCAGUGCCGCAGACGAAACCAAGCAGCCUAGUGACGAAGUGCUCUUUUAGCCACAACUUUUGAAAGGAAUAGUUGACUUAAAAUCGAUGUAUCUUUGACUUCUUUUUGCGUUGGUGUUCCUCAAGUGUGCUUUUGGACCGUGCGUAAUUUGGACAAUAUUGCCAACACUCCACCAGUAUGCGCGUCUGUCCUCUGCUGGCCUUCUUCUCUCUCCUGUGCGCAGGACGCACUCAGAAGUUCUCUGCUCUCACGUUUCUGCGGGUGGAUCAGGAUAAGGAGUGCAACAUGGAAUGUAGCGGAUCUCCUCGCAAACCCCUGUGUGCCUCAGAUGGCAGGACCUUCACAUCUCGCUGCGAGUUCCUUCGAGCCAAGUGCCGCGACCCCCAGCUGGAGGUCAUCCGAGGGCCAUGCAAAGAUACGUCCAGAUGCGUAGCAGAGAAGAAGUACACUGAGCAGCAGGCCAAGAAGCUCUUCCCUCAGGUCUUUGUGCCUGUCUGCAACCCUGAUGGCACAUAUAGUGAGGUUCAAUGUCAUAGCUACACUGGAUACUGUUGGUGUGUCACCCCCAAUGGCCGACCUAUCAGUGGCUCAGCAGUGGCUAAUAAAAAACCUCGAUGUCAAGGAUCAAAACAAGAGAGGGCGACCACAAGAGAGCCAGGAAAAGAUGAAACUGGCCUAGUGGUGGAUCCACAGCCCCCUGCAGAUGAAGAAGACAUCAUUUCCCAAUACCCCACUCUGUGGACGGAGCAGGUCCGAAGCCGACAGAACAAUAGAACCAGAGCUCCAUCCUCAUCAUGUGACCAGGAACAACAGUCUGCUCAAGAGGAAGCGAGGCAGCACAAGAACGAUGCUGUAUUUGUUCCGGACUGCGCCCAAGGCGGACUGUACAAGCCAGUCCAGUGCCACCCCUCCACAGGUUACUGCUGGUGCGUCCUGGUGGACACGGGACGACCCAUACCCGGGACCUCCACCAGGUAUGAGCAGCCAAAGUGUGAUGGCAACGCCAGGGCCCAUCCAACAAAACCAAAGGACCAUUACCGAAGCAGACAUCUUCAAGGCUGUCCUGGCGCAAAGAAAACAGAGUUCCUGACAAGUGUUCUUGAUGCGCUGUCGACGGACAUGGUGCACGCUGUCACAGAUCCAGCAUCUGCCGGAAAGGUGGUGGAGCCCGACCCCAACCACACGCUGGAGGAGAGGGUUGUCCACUGGUAUUUUGGCCAGCUGGAUAAAAACUCUAGCGGUGACAUUGGAAAGAAGGAAAUCAAGCCAUUCAAACGUUUCCUGCGCAAGAAAUCCAAACCCAAGAAGUGUGUCAAGAAGUUUGUGGAGUACUGCGACAUCAGCAACGACAAAGCGCUGUCCCUGCAGGAGCUGAUGGGCUGUUUGGGGGUGACCAAGGAAGAAGGAGCCAAAACAGGAGAAGGUUUAUCUCCCAGUAAACUUCAUCCAUCAAAGAAACAAGGCUAAAACAUCAGCUGAGAGUCCCGCUUCCACGUGAAGAUUCUGCCCUCACCAACCGGCAAUAACGGAAACAAUAGUAUUUGCACUUUGUACUUUACGAAAAAUGUAAAUUCACUUUGUAGAAAUAAGGUAUUUAAACAGACUGCUGAAUCUGUGAAUGUUGUAGUUAGCUCUUUGUGUCCUGACAAGCAAAAAUGAUUUAACACAUACAAUGUAUGUGUCCUUUGAGUGUCUGAGUUGUACAAGUUGUUCAUGUUUGAUGUUUCAUAUUGUGCCCCUUUUCUCUGUGGACUUUUUCCCUGUUGUGUUGAUAACUAUAAAACUGAUGUAUGGAUAGUUUGCUGACAGAACACACUCACUCAGAAUGUCUUUUCCUUAGCCUUGUAUGGCAGCUUGCAAGAAUGUUUCAAACACUAACCAUAAGAAAAAUGCUACGUCUUCCUACAUAUUAUUGUUUAUUAGUAAUAAAGAACUGUUUUAUACACAUUUUGUUUGUGCGUAUGUGUCUGGCGGACUGCUAAUUACAUCAGGUCUAAUCCAAUUA